Gloeophyllum trabeum ATCC 11539 is the source of this 1428-nucleotide messenger RNA. RefSeq lists its product as uncharacterized. The coding region runs from base 1 to 1428 and encodes 475 amino acids. The record is from RefSeq and is a predicted model, not a curated record. The transcript is spliced from 4 exons. Lineage: Eukaryota; Fungi; Basidiomycota; Agaricomycetes; Gloeophyllales; Gloeophyllaceae.
AUGGGCGUCCGGACAGUCGUCGCGAGCGCGGCUGCGCCUCUCGUCUACCGCUUCUUCUCAUCGCGCGAGCGCAAAGGCAAGACGCCCGAAGACGCAGAGCACCAGCCGCUCCUCACACCUGUUCCCACCUACGCAGGGGACGGCGCUGGGCGCUCCAGCGUAAGAGGGAGCCCCGAGCGCUUCAGACGGGACAGCGGGCUCGACAGGGUGCCCGAGGAGCUGGACGACGCGCCCGUGCCCGGGACAGAGCGCGCGUUCGAGGAGGCGGACGAGGACCCCCAGUGGGAUUUGGAGGAGCAGGGGCUGUAUACUGGCUCGUACAGGCGCGUGGUGGCGGCGUACACGCUCGUGCCCGUCUCUUGCCUGCUCAUGUUUGCAGUGUUCGCAGUGUUACCAAGGACAGCGUGGCAUGCUCCCAGUCCCAGUCCCGUUCCCAGCCCCUCGUUUCACGGCCGUGAGCUGCUGCUCUCGGCCGCGCUGUGGGCGCUCGCGCACCUCCUGCGCGUGCCGCUCUUCACGCUCGCCUCUGCCCUCCUCCCGCCCUUCCCGGCCGCGGCGACGGUCCUCAGCACCGCGGCGCACGUCCUCCUGCAGACGCUCUUGCGCCUCUCCUCCUUUGCCCUCCUACCUGUCCAUCUAGAGAAUCAUAGUCAUACGCGCACACCGAGCUGGCGGGACCCUGCGUUUGGCCAGGCGUGGUGGCUCGCGCUCGGGUGGGCGGCGGCGGACGCCGCCGUGGGCAUCGCGCAGGGGUACGUGCAGAUCUCGCUGUAUCGCGCCGUGCUGCUCUCGGAGGAGCAGGCGCGAGAGCUUGUGUUGAGGUAUGGCGAGGGGUUGGUCGGGCAGCCGCGGCACGGGAAGAUAUUCCUCACCGAGAGCCCGCUAGACAUCGCCGCGCCCGGAGAGGGGGUGAAUGGGAGCGGGGUGGAGGAGGCGGUGGAGCGCGAUUUGGAGGCUCUCGUGGCGCUGAAGACGCGCGAGGAGCUCGAGGAGGUGUACGGCGUGCCCGUCAUUAAAAUACCCGUGUUCGUGUCCGCGCUGCAGCGCAUCGACGCGAUCAUCUUGAGCCUGGGGCUCACGCUCCUGCUCGCCGCCGCGUACCUCCGGUCUUCCCUCGCGAUCACGCUCCCGGCCGUCCUGCUCGUGCACCUCGCACUCGCGCUGCUGUACACGCCGCCGGUGCUGCCGCGCAUCGGCGUGCACACGGCGGCGUAUGUGGGCUUGCUCGCGGGCCUGGGGUGUUUGUUUGCAGGGUUGGGCAUGUGGGGGGCGUUGUCCUUCGAGGACCUCAACAGACUGAUCGAAACGAACGAGUUGAAGCGUGUGGUGGAUAAGGUCUUCCCAUUCGAGCAGGCAAAAGAGGCCCUCCUUCAUCUGGCGGCGCAGCAACACAUUGGCAAAGUGGUCAUCCAGGUCGUAAAGGAGUAA